AGGAAAGAGAGGGAGAGGCUGGAGGGAGAGAGGGUCACAGAGUGAAAACCCAAAGACCCAGAGAGGCCCCCGGAGCAAGUUUUGGAGCAGGACAGAGGAGGAGGGCACGUGUCUACAGAUUGCCGCAGACCUUUGACCCCAGCUUCCCCGGCCCUCCGAGCAGGUGGCAGUCCGGAGCCCGAGCUGUGUCUGGCCAGGCGGGCAGCAGGAGCGUCUGACGAAGGACAAUGGUGAUUCUUCAGCAGGGGGACUACGUCUGGAUGGACCUGAGGUCCGGGCAGGAGUUCGAUGUGCCCAUCGGGGCGGUGGUGAAGCUCUGCGACUCCGGGCAGAUCCAGGUGGUGGACGAUGAGGGCAAUGAACACUGGAUCACCCCGCAGAAGGCCCCGCACAUCAAGCCCAUGCACCCCACGUCGGUGCACGGCGUGGAGGACAUGAUCCGCCUGGGGGACCUCAACGAGGCCGGCAUCCUGCGCAACCUGCUCAUCCGCUACCGGGACCACCUCAUCUACACAUACACGGGCUCCAUCCUGGUGGCAGUGAACCCCUACCAGCUGCUCUCCAUCUACUCGCCGGAGCACAUCCGCCAGUACACCAACAAGAAGAUCGGGGAGAUGCCCCCGCACAUCUUCGCCAUUGCCGACAACUGCUACUUCAACAUGAAGCGGAACAGCCGCGACCAGUGCUGCAUCAUCAGUGGGGAGUCCGGGGCAGGGAAGACGGAGAGCACGAAGCUGAUCCUGCAGUUCCUGGCGGCCAUCAGCGGGCAGCACUCGUGGAUCGAGCAGCAGGUGCUGGAGGCCACCCCCAUCCUGGAAGCCUUCGGGAACGCCAAGACCAUCCGCAACGACAACUCCAGCCGCUUCGGGAAGUACAUCGACAUCCACUUCAACAAGCGGGGCGCCAUCGAGGGCGCCAAGAUCGAGCAGUACCUGCUGGAGAAGUCGCGCGUCUGCCGCCAGGCGCCGGACGAGAGGAACUACCACGUGUUCUACUGCAUGCUGGAGGGCAUGAGCGAGGACCAGAAGAGGAAGCUGGGCCUGGGCCAGGCCACCGACUACAACUACUUGGCUAUGGGCAACUGCACAACCUGCGAGGGCCGCGAGGACAGCCAGGAGUAUGCCAACAUCCGCUCGGCCAUGAAGGUGCUCAUGUUCACUGACACGGAGAACUGGGAGAUCUCCAAGCUCCUGGCCUCCAUCCUGCACCUCGGCAACCUGCAGUACGAGGCCAGGACAUUUGAAAACCUGGAUGCGUGCGAGGUGCUCUUCUCCCCGUCCCUGGCCACCGCUGCAUCCCUGCUCGAGGUGAACCCCCCGGACCUGAUGAACUGCCUGACCAGCCGCACCCUCAUCACCCGCGGCGAGACGGUGUCCACCCCGCUCAGCCGGGAGCAGGCGCUGGACGUCCGCGACGCCUUCGUCAAGGGGAUCUACGGGCGGCUCUUCGUGUGGAUCGUGGACAAGAUCAACGCCGCCAUCUACAAGCCCCCCUCCCAGGACGUGCAGAACUCCCGCCGGUCCAUCGGCCUCCUGGACAUCUUCGGGUUCGAGAACUUCGCCGUCAACAGCUUCGAGCAGCUCUGCAUCAACUUCGCCAACGAGCACCUGCAGCAGUUCUUCGUGAGGCACGUGUUCAAGCUGGAGCAGGAGGAGUACGACCUGGAGAGCAUCGACUGGCUGCACAUCGAGUUCACCGACAACCAGGACGCCUUGGACAUGAUCGCCAACAAGCCCAUGAACAUCAUCUCCCUCAUCGACGAGGAGAGCAAGUUCCCCAAGGGCACGGACACCACCAUGCUGCAUAAGUUGAACUCACAGCACAAGCUCAACGCCAACUACAUUCCUCCCAAGAACAACCAUGACACCCAGUUCGGCAUCAACCACUUUGCGGGUGUCGUCUACUAUGAGACUCAAGGCUUCCUGGAGAAGAACCGGGACACCCUGCACGGAGACAUCAUCCAGCUGGUCCACUCCUCCAGGAACAAGUUCAUCAAGCAGAUCUUCCAGGCCGACGUCGCCAUGGGCGCGGAGACCAGGAAGCGCUCGCCCACGCUCAGCAGCCAGUUCAAGCGGUCGCUGGAGCUGCUGAUGCGCACGCUGGGGGCCUGCCAGCCCUUCUUCGUGCGCUGCAUCAAGCCCAACGAGUUCAAGAAGCCCAUGCUGUUCGACCGGCACCUGUGCGUGCGCCAGCUGCGGUACUCGGGGAUGAUGGAGACCAUCCGCAUCCGCCGCGCCGGCUACCCCAUCCGCUACAGCUUCGUGGAGUUCGUGGAGCGCUACCGCGUGCUGCUGCCCGGCGUGAAGCCCGCCUACAAGCAGGACGACCUUCGGGGGACCUGCCAGCGCAUGGCGGAGGCGGUGCUGGGCACGCACGACGACUGGCAGAUUGGCAAAACCAAGAUCUUCCUGAAGGACCACCACGACAUGCAGCUGGAGGUGGAGCGGGACAAGGCCAUUACCGACAGAGUCAUCCUCCUCCAGAAGGUCAUCCGGGGAUUCAAAGACAGGUCCAACUUCCUGAAGCUGAAGAAUGCCGCCACCCUGAUCCAGAGGCACUGGCGCGGCCAUAACUGCAGGAGGAACUACGGGCUGAUGCGGCUGGGCUUCCUGCGGCUGCAGGCGCUGCACCGCUCCCGGAAGCUGCACCAGCAGUACCGCCUGGCCCGCCGGCGCAUCAUCCAGUUCCAGGCGCGCUGCCGGGCCUACCUGGUGCGCAGGGCCUUCCGCCACCGCCUGUGGGCCGUGCUCACCGUGCAGGCCUACGCCCGCGGCAUGAUCGCCCGCCGGCUGCACCGGCGCCUCCGGGCCGAGUACCGGCGGCGUCUGGAGGCGGAGAAGAUGCGGCUGGCGGAGGAGGAGAAGCUGCGGAAGGAGAUGAGCGCCAAGAAGGCCAAGGAGGAGGCCGAGCGCAAGCACCAGGAGCGCCUGGCCCAGCUGGCCCGCGAGGACGCCGAGCGGGAGCUGAAGGAGAAGGAGGCGGCGCGGAGGAAGAAGGAGCUCCUGGAGCAGAUGGAGCGGGCCCGCCACGAGCCCGUCAACCACUCGGACAUGGUGGACAAGAUGUUCGGCUUCCUGGGGACCUUGGGCGGCCUGCCGGGCCAGGAGGGCCAGGCCCCCAGUGGCUUUGAGGACCUGGAGCGCGGGCGGCGGGAGAUGGUGGAGGAGGACCUGGACGCGGCCCUGCCCCUGCCCGACGAGGACGAGGAGGACCUCUCCGAGUACAAGUUCGCCAAGUUCUCCGCCACCUACUUCCAGGGCACCACCACCCACACCUACACCCGGCGGCCGCUCAAGCAGCCCCUGCUGUACCACGAGGAUGAGGGUGACCAGCUGGCGGCCCUGGCCGUGUGGAUCACCAUCCUCCGCUUCAUGGGCGACCUCCCCGAGCCCAAGUACCACACGGCCAUGAGCGACGGCAGCGAGAAGAUCCCCGUGAUGACCAAGAUCUACGAGACCCUCGGCAAGAAGACCUACAAGAGGGAGCUGCAGGCGCUGCAGGGCGAGGGCGAGGCCCAGCUCCCCGAGGGGCAGAAGAAGAGCAGCAUGAGGCACAAGCUGGUGCACUUGACCCUGAAGAAGAAGUCGAAGCUGACCGAGGAGGUGACCAAGAGGCUGCACGACGGGGAGUCCACGGUGCAGGGCAACAGCAUGCUGGAGGACCGGCCCACCUCCAACCUGGAGAAGCUGCACUUCAUCAUCGGCAACGGCAUCCUGCGCCCCGCACUCCGGGAUGAGAUCUACUGCCAGAUCAGCAAGCAGCUCACCCACAACCCCUCCAAGAGCAGCUACGCCCGCGGCUGGAUCCUCAUGUCGCUCUGUGUGGGCUGCUUCGCCCCCUCGGAGAAGUUCGUGAAGUUCCUGCGGAACUUCAUCCACGGGGGGCCGCCCGGCUACGCCCCGUACUGCGAGGAGCGGCUCCGGAGGACCUUCGUCAACGGCACGCGGACACAGCCGCCCAGCUGGCUGGAGCUGCAGGCCACCAAGUCCAAGAAGCCCAUUAUGCUGCCGGUGACAUUCAUGGAUGGGACCACCAAGACCCUGCUGACGGACUCGGCCACCACGGCCAAGGAGCUCUGCAACGCGCUGGCCGACAAGAUCUCCCUCAAGGACCGCUUCGGGUUCUCCCUCUACAUUGCCCUGUUUGACAAGGUGUCCUCCCUGGGCAGCGGCAGCGACCACGUCAUGGACGCCAUCUCCCAGUGCGAGCAGUACGCCAAGGAGCAGGGAGCCCAGGAGCGCAACGCCCCGUGGCGGCUCUUCUUCCGCAAAGAGGUCUUCACGCCCUGGCACAACCCCUCGGAAGACAACGUGGCCACCAACCUCAUCUACCAGCAGGUGGUGCGCGGGGUCAAGUUUGGGGAGUACAGGUGUGAGAAGGAGGACGACCUGGCCGAGCUGGCCUCCCAGCAGUACUUCGUGGACUACGGCUCCGAGAUGAUCCUGGAGCGCCUCCUGAACCUCGUGCCCACCUACAUCCCGGACCGCGAGAUCACGCCCCUCAAGACGCUGGAGAAGUGGGCGCAGCUGGCCAUCGCUGCUCACAAGAAGGGCAUCUAUGCCCAGAGGCGAACGGAUUCCCAGAAGGUCAAGGAGGACGUGGUCAAUUACGCCCGCUUCAAGUGGCCCCUGCUCUUCUCCAGGUUCUACGAAGCCUACAAGUUCUCAGGCCCCAGCCUCCCCAAAAACGACGUCAUUGUGGCCGUCAACUGGACGGGCGUCUACUUCGUGGAUGAGCAGGAGCAGGUGCUGCUGGAGCUGUCCUUCCCCGAGAUCAUGGCCGUGUCCAGCAGCAGGGAGUGCCGCGUCCUGCUCUCGCUGGGCUGCUCUGAGCUGGGCUGCGCUUCGUGUCACCCGGGCUGGGCCGGCCUGACCGCGGCGGGCUCCUGUUCCCCGUGUUGGUCCUGCAGGGGAGCCAAGCUGACAGCCCCCAGCUUCACGCUGGCCACCAUCAAGGGGGACGAGUACACCUUCACCUCCAGCAACGCCGAGGACAUCCGUGACCUGGUGGUCACCUUCCUGGAGGGGCUCCGGAAGAGGUCCAAGUACGUGGUGGCCCUGCAGGACAACCCCAACCCCGCGGGCGAGGAGUCGGGCUUCCUCAGCUUCGCCAAGGGCGACCUCAUCAUCCUGGACCAGGACACGGGGGAGCAGGUCAUGACCUCGGGCUGGGCCAACGGCAUCAACGAGCGGACCAAGCAGCGCGGGGACUUCCCCACGGACUGCGUGUACGUCAUGCCCACGGUCACCAUGCCGCUGCGGGAGAUCGUGGCGCUGGUCACCAUGACCCCCGACCAGAGGCAGGACGUGAUCCGGCUCCUGCAGCUGCGAGCGCCGGAGCCUGAGGUCCGCGCCAAGCCCUACACACUGGAGGAGUUCUCCUACGACUACUUCAGGCCCCCGCCCAAGCACACGCUGAGCCGCGUGAUGGUGUCCAAGGCCCGGGGGAAGGACCGGCUGUGGAGCCACACGCGGGAGCCGCUGAAGCAGGCGCUGCUCAAGAAGAUCCUGGGCAGCGAGGAGCUCUCGCAGGAGGCCUGCAUGGCCUUCAUCGCCAUGCUCAAGUACAUGGGCGACUACCCGUCCAAGAGGAUGCGCUCGGUCAACGAGCUCACCGACCAGAUCUUCGAGGGCGCCCUGAAGGCCGAGCCCCUCAAGGACGAGGUGUACGUGCAGAUCCUGAAGCAGCUGACGGACAACCACAUCAGGUACAGCGAGGAGCGGGGCUGGGAGCUGCUCUGGCUGUGCACCGGCCUCUUCCCCCCCAGCAACAUCCUCCUGCCCCACGUGCAGCGCUUCCUGCAGUCCCGCAAGCACUGCCCGCUCGCCAUCGACUGCCUGCAGCGGCUGCAGAAAGCCCUGAGAAACGGGUCCCGGAAGUACCCCCCACACCUGGUGGAGGUGGAGGCCAUCCAGCACAAAACCACCCAGAUAUUCCACAAGGUCUACUUUCCCGACGACACCGAUGAGGCCUUCGAGGUGGAGUCCAGCACCAAGGCCAAGGACUUCUGCCAGAACAUCGCCGCCCGGCUGCUCCUCAAGUCCUCGGAGGGCUUCAGCCUCUUUGUCAAAAUUGCAGACAAGGUCAUCAGCGUGCCUGAGAAUGACUUCUUCUUUGACUUUGUCCGACACCUGACAGACUGGAUAAAGAAAGCACGGCCCGUCAAGGAUGGGAUCGUGCCCUCGCUCACCUACCAGGUGUUCUUCAUGAAGAAGCUGUGGACCACCACGGUGCCGGGGAAGGACCCCAUGGCGGACUCCAUCUUCCACUAUUACCAGGAGUUGCCCAAGUAUCUCCGCGGCUACCACAAGUGCACUCGGGAGGAGGUGCUGCAGCUGGGAGCGCUCAUCUACAGGGUCAAGUUCGAAGAAGACAAGUCCUACUUCCCCAGUAUCCCAAAGCUGCUGCGGGAGCUGGUGCCCCAGGACCUCAUCCGGCAGGUCUCACCUGACGACUGGAAGCGGUCCAUCGUCGCCUACUUCAACAAGCACGCGGGGAAGUCCAAGGAGGAGGCCAAGCUGGCCUUCCUGAAGGUCAUCUUCAAGUGGCCCACCUUCGGCUCAGCCUUCUUCGAGGUGAAGCAAACUACGGAGCCAAACUUCCCGGAGAUCCUCUUAAUUGCCAUCAACAAGUAUGGGGUCAGCCUCAUCGAUCCCAGGACCAAGGACAUCUUGACCACACACCCCUUCACCAAGAUCUCCAACUGGAGCAGCGGCAACACCUACUUCCACAUCACCAUUGGGAACCUGGUGCGCGGGAGCAAGCUGCUCUGCGAGACGUCACUGGGCUACAAGAUGGAUGACCUCCUGACUUCCUAUAUCAGCCAGAUGCUCACGGCCAUGAGCAAACAGCGGGGCUCCAGGAGUGGCAAGUGAACAGUGUGGAGGUGGCACUGGCUCUGUGCCUGCGCCUCAGGUGGCAGCUGGGGGAAGACCUUUGCCAUCGGGCAGGGAAGCUGGGCUGGCCAGCCACCAGUGACAGCACCAGCUUGGACUCCGGUCCUCCUUCCAGGGAGGUGGCCUUGCUGGGGUGCAGAGCACCCUUCCACCACCCCUGACGCCCGCAGGUAGGAUUUGGUCCUGGCUGUGGCCUUCCCUUUAAGAGCCUGUGCUCCGUGCAGGCUUCUCUCAUCCCAGACCAGCCCGGCCAUGUGACCUCCUUUGGCUUUGUGUACCGCUGGGACCGGGAAUCAAGAGGACACCCUCGUUCAUCCUGGGAGCAGCCAGACCAAACCAACUGAAUCAAGAACAUUCUGACACCUAAGGACUGGACUGGUUGAAGUCCCGUAAGUCCAGGACCCUCAGCUGGGGUGGAGGAGGCGGACCACUUUUCUAUAUUGCAGUGUGAGUGCUGAGCCCCUGCUUUCCUAACCAACUCAGGUCAUAAAGCUCGUGUUCCACCUUCUGGCCCGAGAGUGUCUCUUGAGGGAAGGGAAGGAGGGAAAGAGUCUGGGGACAGGGCCCUGUUGGCUGGUACCUCUCUCCUUGGUCUCUGUGUACAGGGCCACGCUGGUCUGGGCUUGGGGAUAGAGGUGUCUGUGUCCAAGAUGUGCUUGAAAGAGACUUAAAGGGACUGGCUGAGACCAGGGCAGAGAGCAGAGAAAUGCUGGGCCUCAGCCUGGGAGGUGAGGACCUAAGUGUGGGCAGAAGGUCAAGGGGGGACUGGCUUCUGAGCCUUCACCAGGGCCAGUGGAGCCAGAGUGGCCCGGAAUCCUGCCAGAUAUAUCUCCUUGGUUCAUUAAGAAAUCACUGAGAACCCCAAGAACAAUGUCUUUUUGGGUUAAAUCCCUAUACCCAGUGGGUGCCUGUAAAAUGCUACUUUGUCACCAGGAUGGACCAACCAAGUUUGGCCAUGACCUGGGCAAGUCUGGGGCUGAGGGCUCAGGCAGGGACGGUGUGAUUUGGGGCUGUGCCCGGGCUGAAUGCCUAGAGAGGUAAUAGGGGAGAAUCCCCUCGCAGUGGGUGUUUGUGAUCUGCCUCAGGGUCCCCCUGAAACUUCAGCAGAGCCAAGUCCUGCUUGCCCUCACACACCCAGCUGUUUAGGGUCUAGGUGCCCAACUGACCCACAGGGAGUACUAUUCCUGUUCUCCGCAGCAGCCUGUGGGAGAGGAAGGGGUGGCUGUGGAAACAGGCCCCAAAUCAUAGCCCUGCCUUCUGGGACGGCCAUGUGGCUGCCCUGGUGUCCAGGGGGAAGGGAGCUGCCCGGUCUGCCCCUACACCGCCGUCGUAUAGAUGGGGAUACUGAGGCCCAGAGCAGCGUGAAUAGGUGAUGGAACUCAGUUCACUGCUUCUAACAUUGGGAUCCCAGACAGAAGGCGCUCCCUGCUUGUUCUAAGUUGUAGUUUCCCUUCAAGGACAAAGGCCAUUGGAUGCGGAUGGAAUUACGCCCAUCUUUCCAUUGGGGAAUCAGCCAAUAGCAGACUAUUAGGAAGCAUCAUCCCACUUCACACUAGGUCACAAAGAGUGCAUGUGGAUAAAAUCUUUGUCCCUAACGUACCCAGGCCACCUUUAAUUUUCUGACUCAGGAUGGCAUCCCUGUUGCACGCAUCCGUCUUUGUCAGCCCGAGCCAUCACAGAAGGGUCCAAAGAAUACAUAAUCCACUUACCUUCUGCAUUCCUGAAAGGUUGCCUUUAUUUACAUGCUGAAGUUCACCACAGCUGCUCCAUUAGCAGGGACUACUAUGGGUUAGGAUGAGAAAAACCCCGCAGCAUCCAGGGAAGAAUGCGCUCCAGCUCCAAGACCACAACAGUUGUUUUCCCUCUUGCCUAAACCCUGGAGCUGCAUCCUUUAUAGCAGCUUCAUGGAGCUUCCAGUGCUCUCCACACUCCUUUCCUGACCACUCCCCAGCAUCACCACCCUUAGGCACAGAGGAGGAGGACUAGAAGGGGGCAAGAUGUGGCUAAUUCUUUGAAGAGAGCCAGAGGGGGACAUGUUGGAUGUGGUGGAAAAUGUUGCAGAACCGAUUCUUGGGAGUAUUGAAUUGUGGGAGUCUCUUUGGGUUGUGUUUCAGGGUAAGGAACAUCUAUGGAGGAAACUGCUGGUUCCUUUGCCUGGCACUGCAGUUUGGAGGGUGGCCUCUCUGUUGGCCUCCUAGGUAGUGCUGGGGUGGAUUCAAAAGCCGCCUCGGUGGGCACCAGUUGUCUAAGGCCAUCUGUAGCAGGUGUGGUUGCUUCCUGGACUGACUAUGGUUCAAUGUCUUUUAUCUUAAACCUCAGGAGGGGCUGCUGGAGGCUCAGGGUUUUCCCCAACUUGGGAAGGUGGCGGCAUGGUUACAACAAAAUCUUCUAUUUUCUCACUUGGUCUCCUUUCCAAUCUCCUACUUCCAGUAUCUGUGGGAUAGAAAAGACAACACACAGAGCUCUCAAAUGUCACUUCUCCAAUCCUUGUAGGUCAUGUAGUGAAAUCCUUGUUAUAUUUAAAAUGUUAGUCUCUCACUUACCAUCUCAGGUUCUUUCCCCCAAGUUCUCCCUAUCCCAGACUUUGUGCAAACUUUAUCAUGCUCAUUCAAUUCAGCAUGCCGCUGGAACUGAAGAGUGUAUUGUGUGAGGUCCCCGCUCCCUAGGGAAGCCCUCAGAAGACAGAAAGUAACAUUCUCUUAAAGUUCAUGCACUUCACAAUCAUUGCUUUAAAAAAUGAACACAAGAAAAAAAGAUAAUGAACACUCCUCUAUUAG
This is a messenger RNA of Pipistrellus kuhlii (Kuhl's pipistrelle), 9673 nucleotides long. It is a transcript of the gene MYO7A, whose product is annotated as myosin VIIA. Gene Ontology annotation, molecular function: cytoskeletal motor activity; protein binding; ATP binding. Gene Ontology annotation, cellular component: cytoskeleton; myosin complex. The transcript is spliced from 49 exons. Bases 228 to 6875 code for a protein of 2215 amino acids. NCBI's taxonomy places the organism in Eukaryota, Metazoa, Chordata, Mammalia, Chiroptera, Vespertilionidae. The record is from RefSeq and is a predicted model, not a curated record.